Messenger RNA from Temnothorax curvispinosus, 1433 nucleotides. RefSeq names its product rhomboid-related protein 4-like. The transcript has 3 exons. The coding region runs from base 464 to 1207 and encodes 247 amino acids. Gene Ontology annotation, molecular function: serine-type endopeptidase activity. Lineage: Eukaryota; Metazoa; Arthropoda; Insecta; Hymenoptera; Formicidae. The record is from RefSeq and is a predicted model, not a curated record. Gene Ontology annotation, cellular component: membrane.
UCAGUCGUUUCGUCAUUUCUAUGUCGAUCGUAAAUAAUUCUGACAGUUUUGGAAAUUGCACGGGUCUCGCCGGUUUCGAAACUUGUCAGGGGUCUCCUUGAGGAAAACACAAAAGUCAACGCGGUCGUGAAGAUACGAAUCGGGAUACGAACAUAAUUAGAACGCGUUGAAGGAGGGAUUUUUUAGGUUAGAAAAUCCAUCUUACCGGUUGAACAACGGCGGCGUUUCAAGCGGCAGCUUCGAUUCCUCAGAAUCUUUUUUUACAUACGCAACGAGAAACGUCAAGCAAGCACAUUUUCAGCGUAACUUGAGAAGUGAAUUAUUUUACACAUCUGUAUUAAUAAAAAAAAUGGAUAUUUAAAAUUUACUCGCAGAAGACUCUCGUAGAGAUGUGACACAUCUUCCAGUGUUCUAAGGCUGAUUAUCUCAUCAAACGAAAUAUUGCGUCAUAUACUACAUCGUAAUGAUACGUAACCAAAGACGGCAGCAGGCCCUGCAGAACGGGAUAUUCUUGCUGGGUAUGCAGAUUCUGAAUUAUGGGCUUGACAAAGUACCACCUGCUACUCUAAUUGGAGUCAUCGCGCAGACUUUACUGUACGCUGGACUGAUACGGGUGCCGUGGAACGCGGAGGACGUAUGUAUAUCGGCUGUGAAAAUAAUUAAGUACAAAGACUGGCAAUCAUUCUUCUUUUCAAAUUUCGAACAUGGAUCCGACAUGCAUCUGUACUACAACAUGCUUUCCUUCAUUCUGAAGGGCUCCUACUUGGAGCCCAUCUACGGAACGAUAAACUUUGCACUUUUACUCGUUAUAUUAUCCAUCGGAUGUAGCGCUAUGUAUGUAUCCCUAGGAUACAUACUGAUGCAGUUAACGGCCGAUUAUGGAUAUUUCACAGCUUGCGCCAUCGGCUUUUCUGCCACGUUAUUCGCAUUGAAAGUCAUCGCGCUGUGCGAAGAACGCGACAAAUUGCACAAUAUUAGUGGAUUUGUAGUACCGAGUAAAUUAGCGGUGUGGCUUGAGCUGAUAUUGAUACACCUAUUGGUCCCAAAUUCUUCCUUCAUCGGUCACCUGGGUGGUAUUUUAGUUGGAUGCUUAUAUUCUUAUACAUUUGUUGGAGAAACGAUCGACAACUUGAUACACACAAUAACUGGCACACCUAUUAUACAUGAAGAACAAUUUUAUAGAAGACGAAACAGGCUAAUUGCAUAACAUUUUGUAAUUUUCAUCGAUUAUAUUUGCGGCUCUAAUUUAAUGUAUAUAUCAUAUAUCGAAUCGGAUCGUUACAUAAAAAAUAAUUCUAUGGAGUACAACUAGAGGGAGGUUAAUUUUAAGACUUCUGUGGGCCUGGAUAAUAAUAUAUAACAUAUAGAUAUAUUAAUGUACGAGUAUAAAUAUUUUAUACAGAUAUAUUAUAAUUAUUUUGAAUUUGUUACAG